Papaver somniferum (opium poppy) is the source of this 822-nucleotide messenger RNA. RefSeq lists its product as uncharacterized. The transcript is spliced from 2 exons. The record is from RefSeq and is a predicted model, not a curated record. The coding region runs from base 1 to 822 and encodes 273 amino acids. NCBI's taxonomy places the organism in Eukaryota, Viridiplantae, Streptophyta, Magnoliopsida, Ranunculales, Papaveraceae.
AUGAGUAAGAGUUGCGCAGAAGUUCGUUACAUUUCGACGGACGUAAUCAGACCAGCUACUUAUUGCAGCAGCAAGGCGUCAGGCGUUUCCGGGAGUGAUGAGUGUAUUGAGUUAAGUAAAGAGGAUAUCAUGGUGCUACCUGUUGGAUAUAUGCAGAGAGGUCUUCUCUGCUCUUGCAAAGAAGAAGAUAAGAAAACCGUCGUCACUCGACUAAAAACGUCUCUUGCACUCACACUCGACCACUUCUUCCCUCUUGCCGGUCGUCUUGCUGUCAGAAAACAUGAUAAUGUCGACGCCGACGCAUCAUCCUCUGUUUACAUAAAUUGCAACUCUGUGGGUGCAGAAUUCAUUCACGCAAUUGCGGAUCAUGUAACCAUAGGCGAAAUUCUCGAUCCAGUGUACGUUCCUCGAGUAGUUCAGGAAUCCUUAUUCUCACUCAAUGGUGUAAUGAAUUAUGAGGGUUUGUCAAAUCCGUUGCUCUCUAUCCAACUCCCGUUCUCCAUCGAUUGCGAAUCUUUCAAAGAAACAUAUGUCAGUACUACUGCUGCAGCCAAUACGUCGCAACUGGAAUCGAAAUGUUUUCAUUUCACAGCGGAGAACAUAGCUAGACUUAAAGCAAAGGCUAAUUCGUGCAUCUCUGCAGAGGAAAGUACUAGUACAAAAAUCUCUUCUUUACAAGCUCUGCUGGCUCACUUUUGGGUAGCUGUAACGAGAGCUAGGUGUUUAGAUCAGGAUGAUGAGACUACGUAUUUAGUAGCUAUAGGCAACAGAGAUAGAUUGAAGCCACCUGUGUGCCAAGAGUACUUUGGGAACUUGGCUUAA